AUGGAGGAUGGGGCGUGGAGGCAUGGGGAGGUGAAUGAUGGGUGGGCGAGGGAUGGGGAUGCGAGGGAUGGGGAGGUGAGGGAUGGGGAGGUGAUGGAUGGGUCCGCGAGGCGAUGGGAGAUGAGGGCAGGGGAGAUGAGGGAUGGGGAGAUAAGGCUUGGGGAGGGGAGGCAUGGGGAGAUGAGGCAUGGGGAGAUGAGGCAUGGGGACAUGAGGGAUGGGGACAUGAGGGAUGAGGAGGUGAAGGAUGGGGAGGUGAGGGACGGGGAGAUGAGGGAUGGGGAGAUGCGGAAUGGGGAGGUGAUGGAUCGGGCGGCGAGGCGAUGGGAGAUGAGUGCAGGGGAGAUGAUGGAUGGGAUGGGGAGGUGA
Molecule: messenger RNA, 369 nt
Organism: Closterium sp. Yama58-4
Lineage: Eukaryota; Viridiplantae; Streptophyta; Zygnematophyceae; Desmidiales; Closteriaceae
Source: the annotation of a GenBank genome assembly